Verticillium alfalfae VaMs.102 is the source of this 906-nucleotide messenger RNA. RefSeq lists its product as hypothetical. The record is from RefSeq and is a predicted model, not a curated record. Bases 1 to 906 code for a protein of 301 amino acids. The transcript has a single exon. NCBI's taxonomy places the organism in Eukaryota, Fungi, Ascomycota, Sordariomycetes, Glomerellales, Plectosphaerellaceae. Gene Ontology annotation, molecular function: FMN binding.
AUGAAGCCUGGCGCCUCAUCACUCACCGCCGCAGCACCCGCCCAGCGCAUCGCCCACCUCGCCCGCACAAUGUCGUCGUCGUCGUCAGCCGCCGGCGCCGGCGCCGCGACAAGCAGCGCCCCGGCACCAUGGCGCUCCCUCUUUCUCGAACACAUCAACACAAUGGCGGCGCCGGAAUUCACCCUCGCGACGCUCCACAGCAACAGCAGCAGCGGCAGCGGUCCCGGCCUCGUCCCGCGCGCCCGCACCUGCAUCCACCGCGGCCUCUUCGCCUCGCUGCCCGUGAACCCCAAGAACGAGGCGCCGCUGAACCCGCCCGCGUACGAGUCGGACCUCCUGACGCUGACGACGGACGCGCGCAUGCACAAGACGCCCGACCUCGCGGCCGGCCACCCGGUCGAGGCCGUCUUUUGGGCGCGCGAGCCGGCGACGCAGUGGCGCGUCCGCGGCGUCGCGUACGUGCUGCCGCGCGACGCCGAUGGCGAUGCGGCGCUGACGGCGAGGCUGCUGCGCGAGAUGCGGCGCACGGGCGAGGGUGACAGCGACGACGCCCACGGCUGGAGCUUCUCGCGCGAGGUGACGGCGCAUUUUGGGAAUCUGAGCCCCGUCAUGCGCGGGACGUUUCGCAACCCGCCUUCCGGGACGCCCGUCGCGGCCGGGCCGCCGGUCGAGGGCGAGGGUCUCGGGCAGGUCGUUACGGAUCUCGAGGACGAGGUGGCGAGGGCCAACUUUCGCGUCGUCGUCGUUGUGCCGGACGAGGUGGACCGCGUGGACCUGAGCGACCCCAAGAGGGGGCGGCGGUGGUUGUACCGUCGUAUGGGCGGCGUCAACGACGACGCCGGUGGUGACACAGUACCAGGGGCCAUCCGCGAGGGCGACUGGGAGAAGGUGGAGGUGUGGCCGUGA